Symbiodinium sp. CCMP2456 is the source of this 423-nucleotide messenger RNA. NCBI's taxonomy places the organism in Eukaryota, Dinophyceae, Suessiales, Symbiodiniaceae. The record is from the annotation of a GenBank genome assembly.
GAGCCCCGGGGCGCCUCAAGGAGUCAGCGCCUAGAGGCUGCUGCCGGUGCACGGUUGGCUGGCAUUCGCAUCGUGCUGGAGGAUCUCAGCGAUCCGGGAAACCGUGCUGCCAUUUUGCGCAGUGUGGAGGCCCUGGGCUUGCUCCAUGUGCACGAGGUCCACUCCCCAAGCCGGCGUGUGAGUUCUACAGCGCGUGGGCGAAGCAUCGUCAACGGCGCGGAGAAGUGGCUGACCCUGCACCAGCACUCUGACGUCGCGGAAUGUUUGGGAGGAUUAAAGGCCACGCGACAUCAACUGCUGGCAGCUGUGCCACCAGGCCAAGGCCGGGAGCCGCUGCCUCUGGAGUCCUUGACCUUCGAUCAGCCCACGGCCUUGCUCUUCGGUUCCGAGGACGUAUGCAGGAUUGGUUCCAUGACGUCGAAG